GCGCCACCAGCCGUUGAGCACACUUACUAAACUGACAUAUAUGUCAACUGUCAACCGCAAAUUGUCAUUUUUUUCAUACUUUUUAGAUCUUGUGUAAAUAAAAAUGGCGAAAUUCCUAGGUCUCAACCGCCUGGCAAAACUUUUCCAAAUUAUCCAGCAAAACGGUGGUAUCCGUGCUACUUAUCUGAAACUUUACAGAAAUGAUGAAUUGAAACUUGGAACUCUAGUUGGUACCGAUAAAUAUGGUAACAAAUAUUUUGAGAAUCCUUAUUACUUCUAUGGCAGAAAUCGUUGGGUAGAAUUUGCUCCUCACGUUAACAUGGAAUACGAUGGUUCUCAAAUUCCUGCUGAUUGGUUUGGUUGGAUGCAUUACAAGACCGAUCUUCCUCCAAUUCGCGAUGGAAGCCGACCAAAACACAAGUGGAUGGCUGAUCAUUCUGAAAAUCUCUCAGGAACCAAAGCCCAAUACAUGCCAUACACUACAACUCGUCCAAAAGUUGAAGCUUGGGACCCCAAAAAACAAUAGGCAAUUUUAUUUGUUAUGCUGUGUUAAUAGUUUGGAGUAAAAUAUAGCGAUUUAAAGUCGAAAA
This is a messenger RNA of Episyrphus balteatus (marmalade hoverfly), 590 nucleotides long. RefSeq names its product probable NADH dehydrogenase [ubiquinone] 1 alpha subcomplex subunit 12 (gene ND-B17.2). The record is from RefSeq and is a predicted model, not a curated record. The transcript has 5 exons. Gene Ontology annotation, biological process: mitochondrial respiratory chain complex I assembly; response to oxidative stress. NCBI's taxonomy places the organism in Eukaryota, Metazoa, Arthropoda, Insecta, Diptera, Syrphidae. The coding region runs from base 104 to 526 and encodes 140 amino acids. Gene Ontology annotation, cellular component: membrane.